Messenger RNA from Neodiprion virginianus, 883 nucleotides. It is a transcript of the gene RpS3, whose product is annotated as 40S ribosomal protein S3. Gene Ontology annotation, cellular component: cytosolic small ribosomal subunit; nucleus. NCBI's taxonomy places the organism in Eukaryota, Metazoa, Arthropoda, Insecta, Hymenoptera, Diprionidae. The record is from RefSeq and is a predicted model, not a curated record. Gene Ontology annotation, molecular function: structural constituent of ribosome; RNA binding. The transcript is spliced from 4 exons. The coding region runs from base 29 to 844 and encodes 271 amino acids. Gene Ontology annotation, biological process: translation; positive regulation of apoptotic signaling pathway.
AACAGGUUAAAAAAAGACGCUGAUUUGAAUGCGAGUUAUGCGGUCGAGUCCCAUUUCCGUUUCCAGUCGGAAGACCCUUCAGUUUUCCGUCUCCUUUCUUGUAACAGCGCUGAUUAUGGCAGCCCGUUCGAUUUCGAAGAAGAGGAAGUUUGUUGGAGACGGAGUCUUCAAAGCUGAGCUCAACGAGUUUCUGACUCGUGAACUUGCAGAGGAUGGUUACUCGGGUGUUGAAGUGCGUGUCACCCCAACGCGCACUGAAAUCAUCAUCAUGGCUACACGUACCCAGAAUGUCCUAGGAGAGAAAGGACGCCGGAUAAGAGAGCUAACUUCGGUAGUUCAGAAGAGGUUCAAUUUCAAGGAACACAGCGUGGAACUAUACGCUGAGAAGGUAGCAACUCGUGGUCUUUGCGCCAUUGCCCAGGCCGAAUCUCUACGUUACAAACUUAUCGGAGGACUGGCUGUCAGACGUGCGUGUUACGGAGUACUUCGUUUCAUCAUGGAGUCUGGUGCUAAAGGAUGUGAAGUUGUCGUGAGCGGAAAACUUCGUGGACAGCGUGCAAAGUCCAUGAAAUUCGUCGACGGACUUAUGAUCCACUCCGGAGAGCCAACAAAUGACUACGUUGACACAGCAACCCGACACGUACUCCUCAGACAAGGUGUUUUGGGAAUUAAAGUGAAAAUUAUGCUUCCUUGGGACCCCAAUGGUAAGACUGGACCCAAGAAACCUCUGCCGGACAACGUGUCAGUCGUAGAGCCAAAGGAAGAAACUCUUCCCACUUAUCCAUCCUCCGAUGUUAAGGUGGCCAAACCGGAUGCUCCUCCUGUUGCACCGAUUCCUGUAUAAUUCCGCAGAUCUUAAAAUUAAAACUUUUUGAAAGAUCAA